Loxodonta africana (African savanna elephant) is the source of this 5651-nucleotide messenger RNA. RefSeq names its product phosphatidylinositol glycan anchor biosynthesis class G (EMM blood group) (gene PIGG). Gene Ontology annotation, biological process: GPI anchor biosynthetic process. The transcript has 12 exons. The record is from RefSeq and is a predicted model, not a curated record. Gene Ontology annotation, cellular component: endoplasmic reticulum membrane. Bases 109 to 2745 code for a protein of 878 amino acids. Lineage: Eukaryota; Metazoa; Chordata; Mammalia; Proboscidea; Elephantidae.
UCGGGGUCGCCAUCUUCCUUCGGGGAUUCUUCCCCGCUCCAGUUCGCUCCUCGUCCACGACGGAGCAUCGAGCAGAAAGCCCAGCGCCGGAACCCUCGGCGGGCGUUGAUGACAGGGAGCAUCCCUGGCUUUGUUGAUGUCAUCAGGAACCUCAAUUCUCCGGUGCUGCUGGAAGACAAUGUGCUAAGACAGGCAAAAGCCGCUGGGAAAAGAGUGAUCUUUUAUGGAGAUGAAACAUGGGUCAAAUUAUUCCCAAAGCACUUUGUGGAAUAUGAUGGAACCACCUCGUUUUUUGUGUCAGAUUACACAGAGGUUGAUAACAAUGUCACGAGGCAUUUGGAGAAAGUACUGAAAAGAGAAGACUGGGACUUGUUGAUCCUGCACUACUUGGGGCUGGACCACAUCGGGCACCUCUCGGGGCCAAACAGCCCCCUGAUUGGGCAGAAGCUCAGUGAGAUGGAUGGUGUCCUCAUGAAGAUCCACAUGGCACUGUUGUCAAAGGAGAAGGAGGCUCUUCUACCCAGUUUGCUUGUUCUCUGUGGGGAUCACGGCAUGUCGGAGACAGGCAGUCACGGAGCCUCUUCCACAGAGGAAGUGAACACUGCUCUGGUGCUGAUCAGCUCUGCAUUCGAGAGGAAGCCUGGUGAUAGGAGACAUCCAAAGCGUGUCCAACAGACUGAUCUGGCUGCAACACUGGCAAUAGGCCUGGGCUUGCCAAUUCCAAGAAACAACGUGGGGCGUCUUUUAUUCCCAGUUGUGGAAGGAAAACCAGUGCGAGAACAAUUAAGAUUUUUACAUUUAAAUACAGUGCAGCUUAGCAAAUUGUUGCAAGGGAAUGUGCCACUGUAUGAAAAAGAUCCUGGAUUUGAACAGUUUAAAAUGUCAGAAAGGUUACACGGGAAUUGGAUCAAACGCUACUUGGAGGAGAAUAGCUCAGAAGUCCUUUUGAACCUUGGCUCUAAGGUCCUCAGGCAGUACCUGGACGCCCUGCAGACCCUGAGCCUGUCUCUGAGCAGACAGGUGGUGCAGUAUGACAUGUACUCUAUGGCGGUUGGGGCCACACUGGUCCUGGAGGUGCGGCUCAUGGGGGUUGGAAAUGGAACCAAACCACUGCUAUUUAAAGUCCUUGCCCUGCUCCUGCUCAGCAUCCCGAAGGCGCUGAGCCCGGCAGCCGAGCUGGAUGUGCCGCUGUCGUCACCACUGUUCUCCCUGCUCUUCUACCUGACGAUCCUGGUCCUCUCGGCCAUCCAUGUGGUAGUGUGCACCUCGACUGAGAGCACCUGCUACUUCUGCAGCAUGCCCUGGCUGGCAGCAGGUGGUGCGAUGCUGCUGAUGUCCGCGCUGCUCUGUGCAAUCGUGUCUGCGCUUACAAAGACGGUGGUCAGCGCAAAGCGUGUGGGCAAGAACCCUGCUCCUCCCAGCGUGCGGUGGUCAGAGCUGGACCUCCUCAUCCUGCUGGGGACCAUGGGCCACAUCCUGAGCCUGGGCGCGAGCAGCUUCAUUGAGGAGGAGCACCAGACCUGGUACUUCCUCGUCAGCACCCUGUGCCUGGCAUUGUGCCAAGAGGUCUGCAGAAACCACUUCCUGGGCAGUGAUGGGGACCCUCAGUGUGGCCUGCGCGAGGAGCCAGGGCCCGAAGGGGCCAUGCUGACUAUGCAGGAUGGAGCGGAGGGCUGUGCCGCGCUGGAGGAGGACAGGACACGUGCGGCAGCCUCUGCCUUCGAGCGGCUGGGCAGCAUGGAGCAGCGGAUGGUGCUAGCCAGCCCCUGGGCUGUGCUGUGCUGCUGCCGGCUGCUUCGGGCCCUGAACCAGACAGGCGUGCAGGGGGCCCACCGUCCUGACCUUGGGCACUGGCUCACCAGCUCCGACCACAAGGCUGCGCUCUCAGUCCUAGCUGCCCUCUCACUGCUUGCUGUCUUCCUGCUGGUCCAGAGGAGGUGCUCACCCAUGUCCAAGGUGGCCCUGGCACUCGGGCUGCUGGGUGUCUACUGCUACCGGGCAGCCAUCGGGAAUGUGAUGUCACCAUGGCAACGAGGCAACAGUGACAUCUCAAAGGGCAUUGUCGAGGCUCGUUUUGUUUAUGUCUUUGUCUUUGGCAUCCUCUUCACGGGUACCAAAGACUUGCUCAGGUCUCAAGUUGCUGCCAUCGCCAUCAAAGCCAGGACUGUGGGCUUGUGGGAGAUAUACAGUGGGCUAGUCCUGCUGGCAGCAUUGCUACUCAGGCCACACAACCUCCCGGUACUGGUGUCCAGCCUCCUGGUCCAGACCCUGAUGGCCAAGUUUGUCUGGAAGCCCCUGAACCACGGUGUGGCCGAGGUCACAGUGAUGCACUACUGGUUUGGCCAGGCCUUCUUCUACUUCCAGGGGAACUCCAACAACAUCGCUACCGUGGAUGUCUCGGCGGGCUUCGUGGGCCUGGAGCGCUAUGUGGAGGUCCCCGCCGUGUUCCUGACUGCAUUUGCCACCUACGUGGGCCCCGUCUUGUGGGCCAGCCACCUGGUGAACUACCUGAGCUCAGAGUCAAGCAGCCAUUCAGCACUGCGUCAUGCUUGCUUCUGCUACGCACUGAUUUGCUCCAUUCCAGUGUCCGCGUAUAUCAUUCUGGUGACGUCCCUGCGUUACCAUUUAUUUAUAUGGAGCGUGUUUUCUCCAAAGCUUCUCUAUGAGGGAAUGCGUCUAUUCGUUACAGCUGCUAUUUGUGUGUUCUUCACAGCCAUGGAUCAAACCAGACUCACAAAACCUUAGACAAAGCUCUAUGGAGACUGGGAAAAUACUGUUUUAAAAGUCUGUGUUAACUUCACAGAUUUGAGUGAUGAAAAACCUGCUUAAAUGCAGGAGCAUUCUGAAAAAGAGCAAAUUCAACAAAGGUGAUGAAUAGCUUUAAUUUCUUUGACUACUGUACUUGAAUUUAGACUAAAUAACAACGGGUUUAAUAUGUUUCCUCCUGAAAAAGAUCACUUUAAAAUAAUUGAAUCUAUAUGGUUAGUGUUGUUAUUUCCCUUUGUGGCAGACACUUUAGAAACUUCUGAAAUUUCAACUUUCUCUGGAUAAGCUUGGUAUGACCCAAAUAUGUGCACUUAUAUCAACAAAUCAAGACACUCUUGUGCUGCCUCACGUGUUAGGGUUUCAGAGAGCCAGGGUCCCGUGAGGGUUGGCGUCACAGCACCCCUUGAUGAUCUGAAAAUCAUUGCAGCCCCAAAGAGUUUUUGUGUAUGUAGGUUAUAUCAAUCAAUGUUUGUGGUAUUUGAAAUUAAAACUAAGAAAUUUCAAAAAUACUUAUUUGUUAAAAAUAAUAAGCCCAUGGCAUAUUAAUAUAUUUUUUAAGAAAAAUAACUAUAUUUUCCAAAACAAAGAUAUUUUGUGAGAAGAGUGGCGUUGUUUACCUCUUUCCAAAUCUCUUCAAUGUCUGGCUUAGUUGAAGACAGUGGAGCCUGCGUUCCAUCUGUUGUGAUGUGUUUUUGGUUGAAGUAUGAGAACACUCAGCCUCACACAGAUAAGUGGUUGGAAAAGGGAAGAGUUGUUUAAUAUUCUUUUUCUGAUCAUUGUGGUUGUUCUUUUUUUGAUACUACAGAAAAACUUAACAAGUGUUAGUUUCUUGAAGGUUGUUGUUUCUGUUAGGUGCCAUCGAGUCAGUUCAAACUUAUAGUGACCCUGUACGUACAAAAGAAGAAAAUACUACCCAGUAGUGCGCCAUCCUCAGUCAUUAUCCUUGAGCCCAUUGUUAAAGCCACUGUACCAGUCCAUCUCAUUGAGAGUCUUCUCUUUCGCUGACCCUCUACUUUACUUGAAGGUUAGUUGGGGGAAAAAAAUGUACAGGUUAAAAGGGACACCCAAGAAGAUUUGUACCUGAGUCAAAACUGUACUAACGUCGAUUUCCUGGUUGUGACAAUGUAUCUGGUUAUGUCAGAGGUCAUCAUGGGGAAGGUGGGUGAAGGGUAAAUGAAACUUGUUAUGGAUUGAAUUAUGUCCCCAAAAAAUAUCUGUCAACUUGGCUGGGUCAUGACUCCCAGUAUUGUGUGAUUGUCCACCAUUUUGUCAUCUGAUGUGAUUUUCCUAUGUGUUGUAAAUCCUAUCUCUAUGAUGUUAAUGAGGUAAGAUUAGUGGCAGUUAUGUUAAUGAGGCAGGACUCUACAAGAUUAGGUUUUGUUUUAAGCCAAUCUCUUUGAGAUAUAAAAGAGAAGUGAGCAGAGACAUGGGGACCUCAUACCACCAAGAAACAAGAACCAGAAUAGAGAGCACUUUGGACCCGGGGUCUCUGCACUGAGAAGCUCCUUGACCAGGGAAGAUUGAUGACAAGGACCUUCCCCGAGAGCCAACGGAGAGAGAAAGCUUUCCCCUGGAGCUGACACCCUGAAUUCAGAUUUCUAGCCUCCUAGACUGUGAGAGUAAAUUUCUCUUUGUUAAAGCCAUCCACUUGUGGUAUUUCUGUUAUAGCAGCACUGGACAACUAAGACAGAACUCUAGUACUAUUUUUGUAAUUUCUUGUAAGCCUUAAAAUAUUUAAAAAUAAAAAGUUAUUUAAAUAGAGAAAAGGUGAAUUAGAGCGUGGAAUCUGUUACAUUAAAAUCCCCUGCUUUGUCUCGCACCAAGGAGUGGUGAGUUAUGUCUGCAUUAUCACUAGGAAGUAACGGCUAACUGAGUUAUGUACGUCUUCCAAAUGUUGACAUUCAUUAUUCAACACCUAAAUGUCACUUUUGUUAAUAUCACCACCAAUCUCCUCAAAGACGUUUUCCGGAACUCUUCAUUUAUGCCAAAUACCCAAAUCUGAGUAAUCAGUUGGUCAGUCAGCCUUUCAAGUAAAAGUACCACUUGUGACAAAGACUUUAUGACAAAGGUCUGUGACAUAGACCCCAAUGAGAGACGCUCCAUGCCAGAGGCUCCAUGACAGGGGUCCCGUGACAGAGGUUCUGUGACUGAGACCCUGUGACGUGGGCUUUGUGACAGGCCCCAUGACAGAAGCUCAGUGACUGAGGCCCUGUGACACGGGCUUUGUGGUAGAAGCCCUGUGACAGAGCUUUCGUGACAGGGACCCCAUAUUAUUAUCAGAACUAAUUUAUAGACAGAUGAGAAACUGAGGCACUGAGCAGCUGAACAACGUGCUAAAGGCCACAGGGUCCAUGAGUGGCUGCUGAGAGUCAGUGGAGCAAGCAGGUUAGACGGUGCCCAUAUUACAAACCACAGGAUGAGGGAUGAAGAGCUCGCAGUGCAGGAGGUCCGUGAUGUGGGGGCUGGCCCAGGGGCAGGGCAUCCAGGCAUCGGAGCACAGAGGAAUGCCGCCCUCCACUUUAGCAGCCUUCAGAGUGGACUUGGGGUGCACAGGGCCCAGGGGAAAGGUGCAGGAGCCUUCCAGAUGGACUUGGGGUGCACAGGGCCCAGGGGAAAGGUGCAGGAGCCUUCCAGAUGGACUUGGGGUGUACAGGGCCCAGGGGAAAGGUACAGGAACCUUCCAGGUAGACGUGGGGUACACAGGGCCCAGGGGGAAGGUGCAGGAACCUUCUGGGUAGUCUUGGGGUGCACAGGGCCCAGGGGGAAGGUCCAGAAGCCCCUGGAUUUCAUGUGAGAAAAGGAGACUCCAUCCACAUUCCUGAGCCACACGCACCUGUCCUGCACCAGUCAGUGGCUUCCGGCUGACAAAAGCCUGGAGAGCUCCA